CAUGUGGAUGUGUCUGUCCCUGGCUUCCACUCCGCCAAAUGCAUCUGGGGAAGUAGAAUGAGGUCUACGAAAAACUGAUGCUGUCAACUUCUUUAUUUCAGUUUGCUCCAAAGGUGCUCUAUGUACUGAUUUUAAAAUGGGGUCGGCGAUGAGGCCCCCCCGCUCCUGACUCGGGAUCGGAAUGGAAAUGGAAUUUGUGGGUCAUCCAUCCAUCCAUCCAUCCAUCCAUCCAUCCUUCCAUCUGCAGGUAUAAAGACGGGGAGGAUCACAUGGGGGAGCACCGGGAUGAUGAGAAAGAGCUGGUCCCUGGCAGCCCCAUCGCCUCGGUCUCCUUCGGGGCCCGCAGGGACUUGGUCUUCCGGCACAGCACCUCCCGCGGCAAGCGUCCAUCCUGUGGCAUGGAGCCCCUCCGGCUGGCGCUGGAUCAUGGCAGCCUCCUGGUGAUGAACCACCCCACCAACCACUUCUGGCACCACAGUUUGCCCAGGCGCAAGAGGGUCCUGGCCCCGAGGGUCAACCUGACCUUUCGGAAAGUGAGGGCGCUCUAGAGCCUGCCCUUCGAGUGUCUUCUCUGCCUCAGGAUGCGGUCCCUGCAGCAAUGUUGGAUGCGAGGUCCUUGAGUGCAUGGGCAGCCAUCUUGCCUGCAUCGACGCUCCGGAUCGCCUGCACUCUGGGGAGGACCUCAUCCUUGUGGACUACCAUUGGAUCCGUUUCCCUCACAGUC
Messenger RNA from Sceloporus undulatus (fence lizard), 724 nucleotides. RefSeq names its product DNA oxidative demethylase ALKBH2-like. Bases 270 to 548 code for a protein of 92 amino acids. Lineage: Eukaryota; Metazoa; Chordata; Lepidosauria; Squamata; Phrynosomatidae. Gene Ontology annotation, biological process: DNA repair. The record is from RefSeq and is a predicted model, not a curated record. The transcript has a single exon.